This is a messenger RNA of Scatophagus argus, 5229 nucleotides long. It is a transcript of the gene phactr4b, whose product is annotated as phosphatase and actin regulator 4b. The record is from RefSeq and is a predicted model, not a curated record. NCBI's taxonomy places the organism in Eukaryota, Metazoa, Chordata, Actinopteri, Scatophagidae. The coding region runs from base 1092 to 3725 and encodes 877 amino acids. Gene Ontology annotation, biological process: actin cytoskeleton organization; neural crest cell migration. Gene Ontology annotation, molecular function: actin binding. The transcript is spliced from 16 exons.
AGUGACUGAGUUUGGAGGGAGGAUUCCGCCGUAGACAAUAACCCAAGUUGGCUCCAACUUAACGUUACACCAUGCGAAACACGCCGAGUAAAUUGCAUGUUUGUAGUGCAGUAUUGCGUGUAAACACCGUGGUUUUCUGCGCACACGGGGUGCCGUAGCGUGAAUGUUUUUGUGGGCCAUUUUCGCUGAAAUCACUGCCGCUGUUUCGCAAGCUCCCAACUCCAUUUUCCACUGAUCUCUGCACGGGCGUCCAUGCUCAACAAAGGAUGCGUGCGAUCCCCGGGAUGUAUGGUGUGUGUCGAUAUUUAAAGUCGGGUGACUCUGGGAGUGGUAUGCACAUUUAAGCAGUGUAUGUAGGGUUUUUUCCCCCCCAUUACGACACGACCUCUAGAAACGCUGUCUCAUAUUGUUUGCAGGCAUCAGGGAGAGGAUGAUGCACAACAGGAAAACCGAUCAGAACUUUGAAUUGUGGCUUCAUUUUUGACGCCACAGGAUUACACAAGGCUUUUAAAAUACAGCCCAUAGCUCCCUGCUUCAGUUAAUAAAAGGCUAAUUUAAAAUGAUGACAAAUGCACAUUUGCUUCAAGCCUUAUCUGCAUGUACGUGAAAAGUAAUGCGAAAUAUCAACAACAGCAGUAAAUCCACACAUAACCCAGUCUUAACUGUCUUGUAUUUUAAAUAGGUUUUGUUAAGAAAGCCGUCGUCGAAGGCGUUUGUUGACCGUGCUUUUAUUUUGAAAGGAGCGAACAGGAGCCGAUUCCGCUGUGGCUGAUUUGACCGUUCACUCAUCAGCAUCUUGAGUCAACUGGCGCGAGAUCCGCUCGCGGAGAGGGAGGCAGGUUGAUGUAGAAAGCCUCCGACCGGCGGCUCCGCUCUCUGCUUCUGCCGGGAGUAACGGCUGUUUUAAUCGUUUUCCACACGAUAGACUGAGUCCAGCCUCUCAGAGAGGUUAAGAUGGGUGGAGCUGCUAUCUUAAGCAUGCUAGAGACCUGAGAAAAUACUGCACAACUGCUACUGAGGACCUCAACCACCCCCACCCCACCCAUGACUUUCAAUAGUGAACCGUUGAUUGGUGUGCCUCAAACUCUGUAAUGGAAAAUCGUGAUGAUGAAGCUGAGCAGCACCACAGAACUAUGGUGGGAGAGGGGGGCAGCACGGGGGACAGCACCCCAAAGCGCAAGGGCAAGUUCUCCACCCUUGGCAAAAUCUUCAAGCCAUGGAAGUGGCGGAAGAAGAAAAGCAGCGAGAAGUUCAAGGAAACAUCAGAAGAACUGGAGAGAAAGAUGUCGACGAGGCGUACACGGCAGGAGCUUAUAGAACAGGGAGUGCUGAAGGAGGUCCCGGACAGCGAUCCAGAUACACAAAACCUGAAACAGCCCUAUGUGAAGAAUGGCCACACGCUGCCUGUGACUGCUGGGGUUGGAGGAGGUGGAGCAGUCAUCAUUGGUAGCAGGAGCCCAUGUAGCCAGGGCAAACCGCCCUUAGAGUCGGACUAUAGGGUGAGUCCCACUUGGCUCCCCCAGCCAGACGACCGGAGGGUCCGCUCUCCCUCAGAUGGAGACCGCCGGGGAGCUCCUGGCUCCAGGGGCACGGGACUGCAGGACGAUGGAUGGAGAGGGGGAGGGAUGGGGUCACAUGCACAUGUUGAGGGCGAAUGGAAGCCUAAUAUGGUCUGGCAGGGCCAGAUUCAUGGCCAGAUGGAGGAGGGCAGACGUGGGGGCAGGCUUCAUCCCGAGAACGGGCAGAAGAGACCUGGGCUGCAGAAAGCCCCAUCGGAGGACGGCAGGCGGAGUCGGCCUGCUGAAGCAGACUGGAAGCCCACACUCCCUCGACAUGCAUCUGCUGAGGAGGGAAGGGCCCGCAGAGAGUCAGACAGCCAUUUUGUCCCUGACCCGGAGGCCCUGCGGGACACCCUGCGUGAACCUUUGCCACCUAAACAGUCCGUUAUGCCUCCAAAAUGGCUGAUGAGUCCUCCUGAACCUGGCAGCAAAGGUCCACCUCGUACCCCAUCCAACCACCCCACGAGCCAGUACUCUUCUCCUUCUGCCCCAUCAGCUGUGGCGACCAAACCCGUUCGGUCUGUCUCCUCUGCAGGUGCAUCCACUCAGCAGUCAUCUGUAGCCCCAACCUCCACCUCCCAGGGCACCAAGCAGCCCCCUCUGCCCCCACCCAAGCCUACAAACAGGAGCAAUGCUGCCAUGCUGGUCUCCGCCCUGCAGGGGGGAGAGAACGCUCAGCUUCCGCUCUACUGGUCCUGUUGGAAGCGAGAGUGCGACUACGAUGUCUACCUGUCCCUGCCCGUCUACCUGUGCCGGCGGGCCGGAGGCCUGCGCUCAGGUGACUUCACCCAAGCCACUGGCGGUGCCAGUCUUGUGCCAGCCAAGCCCUCGCCACCGAUGCCACCCAAGAGGACCACCCCCAUCACUAAACGCAACACAGAGGACUCCUCGGUCUCAGGCCAUCUCAUUAGCCCCUCACCACUUUCUCUGGAGGACCAUAGCAACCUUCCUGUGGGCUUUCAGUUGCCUCCUCCUCCCCCGUCCCCUCCUCUGCCCACACACAUACCACCUUCUCCUCCCCGUCAACACAUACACACCCACCACCUCCACCAUCAGCACUCCUACCCCCACCCACUGCCCCAACCCAUACCAAUGCUGUUUGACCCACCAAGCCCAACCAAUGAGUCUCCCCAGCGCCCAGCUCCUGUGCCGCUACAUAUCAUGAUCCAGCGAGCCCUGUCCAGUCCUGGCCCAGCUCAGCCACACCCGGACGGGUCACAGCGUGCGCACACACUACUUUUCGAAACACCUCUGGAGUACCAGGGAGAUCGUGGUCGACCACUUCCUGUCAGCAUCCAACCACUAAAACUAUCCGAAGAUGACUACUCAGAAGAGGAAGAAGAAGAGGAGGAAGAUGAUGAGGAGGCAGAGGAGUAUGAUGGUGAGAUCCCCCAGCCAGAGUUGGAACCUCGUAGUAGAAGAUGCUAUGUUGGAGUUGCUGGUGCUUGUGUCAUCCCAGGGGGAAACAGCAGUGAGGAGGAGGAGGAGGAGGAAAAUGAGGAAGAAGAGGAUGAGGAAGGAGAGCAUGACAUGCGUGGAGAGGACAGCGACUCAGACGGCCCUGUGCUUUAUAAAGAUGACGACUCGGAUGAAGAUGAGGAGGACGAGCCCCCACCCAGUGCCUUGGCUAGCAGGGUCAAGAGGAAGGACACCUUGGCUCUGAAGCUGAGCAGCCGUCCCUGUGCCCCAGACAGGGACAGGUUUACCCAGGAGAGGAGCUGCAGAGACGACCAGCCUCCAGGACAGACUGGCCUCACCUGGCAGAGCAGGGAGCAGUGGGAGGCUAUCCGCACACAGAUCGGCACUGCGCUUACAAGGCGACUUAGCCAGAGACCCACUGCUGAGGAGCUUGAGCAGAGAAACAUCCUUCAGCCUAAAAAUCAGGCUGACAGACAAGCUGAGGUCAGAGAGAUCAAGCGGCGGCUGACCAGGAAGCUGAGUCAAAGACCCACAGUUGCAGAGCUCCAAGCUAGAAAAAUCCUGCGGUUUCACGAGUACGUAGAAGUCACAGACGCCCAAGACUAUGAUCGGAGAGCAGAGAAGCCGUGGACCAAGCUGACUCCUGCUGACAAGGCAGCCAUCCGGAAGGAGCUCAACGAUUAUAAGAGCACCGAAAUGGAGGUUCACGAAGAGAGCAGAAUCUACACAAGGUUUCAUCGGCCUUAACUUCCCCCUUCUUACGGAUAAUGAAGCACUUAAAAGCUGUCUGUGGCAAGAAGCUGCUCCCUAUGCAGAAAGAUCGCUCUUUUACGUUUCCCGAAUGUAAUGUACAGAUUAUCAGGGAAAACCUGGAACUGACUCAAAACAAGAAUGCUUCUCGCUUGCCCUCCAUCUCCCUUCCACUACAUUGCUUUCACUAAACUGAGGUGGCGGUGGGUGAUGACAAGAUGCAGUAUCUCUCCUGGAUGACAGGGGGAACCACGUGCCAAUGAAGUGGGGAAGUGACAGAACCUACAGGGCUUACUCUCAGUCUGCUCUUAUGUGGUACCCCUCAGGGACUUGGAUCUAGUUACAACCUUUAAUGCGGCCUCAUUCUGUGUUGCCUUUUUUCUUCUUUACUGUAUAUGGAAAAGCUAAUUCAUUUUGUUAAUGUAAUAACAUACAAUAAUAGUUAUAAUAAUGAUGAUGACUUAGAAUACUCCACACAGGAAUAAUAGAGACACACGGCUGUGGUGGGAGCGUGCUGGAGGAUGAAGACUGGGAUAUUCUGUUGUAGGACUGGACAUCUCUGGGAUAUUAUGUAUGUUUUAUAUGAACUGUGUACAGACUGCUAUUGUUAUACCUUAGAAUGGAACCUGGAAAGAUCUAAUUACAAAAUAUUCUAUAAUGCACAAGAUAUUUUAUAUUGUAAUUUUGAUUACAUGAGUAGUGACAGCUUUUAUUUGAGCCUUUUUUUAAUUUGGCUUGCCUGUAUUUAUGGUUGUGAUGUGAGGUGGCCAUUUAAGCGUCAGUCUAGAUUUAGAAAAACGGUGCAGGUCAGGAAGCUGUUGUUUUUUUGUUUUUUUUUUAAAGUGUGCCAAGCCAACAUACCCAAUGCCUGGAGAACUGAUAUCUGCAAUCCACUGCAUGAGCCAACACAGAAUCCAAUGCCAUCGUAUCUGAAUAAUCUGUCUUCAUUUAUACUUUUUUUUAUGAGUUUUUGUACUUCCCUUUAAAGGUCAAACAUGCAAUGCAUUCUGUAGCCAUUUUGAAUAAGGUCAUGCUAGUGGUGUCAAUGCUAUGAGUUAAAUGUAAGUUGCUGUGAGUUGUAGAUCAGGGAAAUAUUAAAAAAAAAGAUAACAGAAAAUGUAUAAUCGGUCACCAGGGAGUCACUUUGGCUGGAACCUUCUGAAAGUGUUUUUUUCUUGUAUUGUUGUCUGGCCAGUAGCUUACAGGGUUCUCUAUGAUGUGUACAGGUUGAUAUAGAUUUAACUGAUGCUUGUGUAUAUCUUGUCUUCCUUUCAUUUGAGAAGAAAUUUUAAAUAUAAAAGUAUUAUAGGUUGCUAUUUUUUUAAGCACAUAAUAUUAGUUGAUGAUUAAAUGCUACAAAGACUGGGAAUAUGAAAUUGUACCUUUUCUGUAAAAAUAAGUUCAUUUUUAAUUGAAUGUGGAAUUGAAUGGAAUGACAGUUUUCUUUUUAAUUGUAAAUAGUCACAUCUGGAUCUAAUUAAAAACCGUACAAUUCCUUGAA